UCCAAGGUGACAAUGAAGAAAGCCGUUUAUUUCUAUCCCGUCUGCUCCAAGUAAAGGCAAUACGUCGGACUGACACGACUUUACACGCCUGUGAGAGGAUCGGUCACCUUCUUUGCAACACCCAUCGGCAUAUUCCUGCUUUGAGAGGAGGGGGGGAAAGAGGGAGAAGAUGUGGAUCUUUUACAGUUCGGACGAUUCAAAGUGUAUCUUUUCUAUUUGGAACCAGUGGUGUUUGUAUUACGCAGCAGUGUUGUGUUUGUUGUUUUCGCCCGUAAGGAUGGACGACGCGUGCCCAUCGUCCUGCAUCUGUACCAGGGGCUUGAGGACGGUGACCUGCCGUGACGGGGACUACACCGAGGUACCCAGAGACAUGCCAAAGUGGACGUCCACCUUGACACUUACGGGGAGUAACAUCUCAACUUUACAGCGUGAUGCGUUCAUGACCAACGGCACGGAGUUGGAAAUGACAACACUCUCUCUGUCCUAUAACGGGAUACAGGCUAUUGAACCUUACGCCUUCCUGGGGCUUUCCCGGUUACAUUCGUUGGAUCUUAGCCACAAUCAGUUGGAGUUUAUCUCAUCCAGGGCUUUCCAUGGAUUACCCGAGCUGCGCUCUCUUAACCUGAAUUACUCCGUUUCUCCUGCGGCCACCGCGCAGCUCUCAGAUGCGCUCAACACACAAAGUUUGCGCAACCUGCACAGACUGGAGUUGGCGGGAAACAAGCUGACGUCUAUCCCCCUCGAGAGAUUAGAUGUCUUUAACCUCCACGAGUUGGUGCUGAUUAAUAACUCAAUAGAGAUCAUCGGGGAGGAAAAUGUAACCAGUUUGUACCAGCAAAGGCGCAUACGCGUCUACUUGUCUUUAAAUCCGUUUCGGUGCAGCUGUGAACUGGAGGCGUUUUACUACUGGCUGAAGAACUCGUCCCAGUGCCUGGAUGCAGGGCGUCUCCUGUGCAGCGAGCCAGAGGCUAAGAGGGGGAUUCCCGUGGAAAAUCUCCGGGGAGAGGAGGUUGAUUGUAUGAACGAGAACCUGGAGGCGGUGUCAUAUGUUUUCCUUGGUAUAGUGUUGGCUCUCAUCGGGGUGGUGUUCCUGAUGGUGCUCUAUCUCAACCGGGGAGGCAUCAAACGGUGGCUCAACAACAUCAGAGAGGCCUGCCGUGACCAGAUGGAGGUAUAUCAUUACCGCUAUGAGCAGGACUCUGACCCCAGACUGGCCAACGUGGCUGUUUAACCAGUCAAAACAUCAAUCCAGUGCUACAUAGUGUGAGGACAGAAGAUAUUACCAGGAGAACUUAUUUAUCAAAGACUGUGGCCAUGACCUGUCACAACUACAACUGAUGGUUUUUUAAAGCUAGUUUCAUCACGUUCAGCCCAUGAAUUCACUCUGGGAUAUGCACAGAGCCAAAGGCAGUUAAAUCUAAGUAACUGUUCGUCCAGCACAACUAAAUACUUCAAUCUUCUCAGCAGUGUUGUACAUAUUGUAUAUAAGUAUCUCCUCAUAGCAGAAAUGCUUUCCAUCCGUCGUGUUAUCUUACACAGCCCCACUUGUUUAGUAUUUACCCUUAGUAACCAAGUCCAAAGCGCACAGUAAAGGUCCAUCAAAUUUCCAAUUUGAAAAGCUGAGUCAGCGUUAUUACCCAAAGCUGCGGCCCCUGCUUAAUAUUUUACAUUCAGGAAAACCUGCACAGAGAACAAGACUGCUUAAUCUACCAGGGAGUGCAUAUUGUCAGAAAACUGUCAGAGAAGGAAACUCAUUUGGCAUUUUUUUUAAUGGAGUGCCAUGUUUGUGGAAUAUGUUACACACCAUGUUUUCACGAAGACCCUUUUAUCUCAGAGAAGAACGUCUGUCAUUUGACACCAGAUCAGCUUAUCAGUAAAACUGUGGAAAAAGUGAAA
Messenger RNA from Neolamprologus brichardi, 1896 nucleotides. It is a transcript of the gene tpbgl, whose product is annotated as trophoblast glycoprotein like. Gene Ontology annotation, biological process: negative regulation of canonical Wnt signaling pathway. The record is from RefSeq and is a predicted model, not a curated record. Gene Ontology annotation, cellular component: plasma membrane. NCBI's taxonomy places the organism in Eukaryota, Metazoa, Chordata, Actinopteri, Cichliformes, Cichlidae. Gene Ontology annotation, molecular function: protein binding.